AUGGCUUCUCCCUCCCCCGAGGAGACGGCAGCCACACGUCUCGGCGAGGAUGGAGCCAUUCUGCUCGACCAUCAGUGGAUUUACUCCCCAGGCCGGCGACUUCACCUCCAGCAGCACAAGCCUCUGCCUCCCUACGGCUCUCACUUGUAUCCGAUUCCUCAAACAUUAAGCUCUCAAGACAUGAUGCUCUCCAACGACGAGAAGAAUUAUUCGCUGAGACGACUCGUUUUCGACCCUCGCAAUGCGCCAAAGACCCACAGCAUGAACAAUCAAAACGAUCCUAGUUCCCUCAUUGAGGUCGAGAUUGUUCGCAUGAUUGGCGGCAGCCCAGGUGCUGGAUACCAACCUGGCCCUCAAAAGAUCCUCUGCAAAGUCGUCGUCUCGCCAUCGACCCUACCGAAUAAGCAAGAGCAUGAUAUCCCGUUCGAGGGACAACUGCUCUUCCUGAAGAUUUUCGAUGCCUUGUUCUGGCACAAGGCCACUGACAUCACCAAGCGCGCAAUCAAACUCACAAUCCAGGCUGACGGAGCAUUCAGCGACGAGUUUGGUGCAUACGACCACCUCUACAAGAAGAAGCUCACUGGCUUUCCUAACGUCGCUCCACAAUUCUACGGAGGAUGGACCACUGCGGUCAAGACGCUUCAUCCAUCAUUCGCCAACCAGACCCGGAAUGUUGCGGUGCUCGCCACCGAGUUCAUCGAAGGCACUUGUCUCGAUCAGCUGUUCACUGUGGCAGGACCCAAUGCAGAGGUAGUGAAUCUCUACGGGGACGCCAAGCCACCAGGCGCUUUCACCACUAACCGCGAUGACAGAAUGAAAAUCAUCAAGCAGCUCAUGGACGGCACGAUUUCGCAAGAACACAUCGGGCUGGACCAUUGCGAGGUCUAUCCAGAGAAUGUAAUCAUCUCCAUGCGAAACAAGGGGGAAUCGCUUGAGGAACCUUGGGCCGUCCUCGUUGGAUACGGACGGGCACUCGUCGACCAUGUACGAACAAGGCCUGCUAAAAUGUGGGAGCACUUUCCGCUGAAGCACCAUCCGAUUCUUCGAUGCGGCUGGCCUAGAUGGAAGUUCUUUGCAGGAUGGAUUCCAGCCGCUUGGGCAAGCCCACCGGGAAAGGCCGACGAUGUGCCUUUGCUCAACCAAUGGGUGGUUCUAACAUUCGGUCGUCUGGAUGUUAACGAGAUAUAUACGAUAUUUCCAACCAUGCCGACAAGCCCCCAGCCUGAGGGACUCUCCACCAGCCCCGAGCCCGAGAGACAGUCUGUCAGCGCCGUGCCCCAGGGACAGCCUUAG
Colletotrichum godetiae is the source of this 1293-nucleotide messenger RNA. RefSeq lists its product as uncharacterized. The transcript has a single exon. NCBI's taxonomy places the organism in Eukaryota, Fungi, Ascomycota, Sordariomycetes, Glomerellales, Glomerellaceae. The coding region runs from base 1 to 1293 and encodes 430 amino acids. The record is from RefSeq and is a predicted model, not a curated record.